CUUCGAAUUACUCCGUACCUCACCAUAGGUAGUUAUGCAAGAGCCACAAACGGAAACUUCUCGGACAUAACUACCGGAUACCAUGGGUCUAUAAACUCUCACCAUAUCCCGCAAGGCCAAACGUUUCGCCUCUUCCACAACGACCAUAACAAAUUGCGUUGUUCAUCACCCUACGCAAAACACCCGUAUUGCCCAUGAUGGGUACCGCCGCCGUCCGCGAAGAGCUCCAGAAGUUCUACCAAAAUGCCAAAGCCGCGCAAGGCGGUGCAUUUGAGGAGAUGCUCCUCGAGAAUGCUCGCAACGUCAGCGCGCCCAUGGCAUUGCGGAUGCUGACCCAGAUGGGCUUCGAUAAGAAUACCAGCACCCCUAUCAAGCUACUGGAGAAUGCUUGUGGUGCGGGCGUUGUGGCGCCCAUGCUGCAGCAGAUUAUCAAGCCAGAGGUCUUGAAGCAGAGCAGCAUCCUCUGCGGAGACUUUUCUGAGCCCAUGGUUGAGCUGGUAAAGAAGAGGAUUGAGAGCGAAGGGUGGGUGAAUACCGAAGCGGUCAAGGUUGAUGCGCAGAACACUGGCCUUGCCGACGCUUCUUUUACCCAUGUCGCGACGAACAUCGGCUACCACGUCGUUCCCGACUCGGAAGCCGCGUUGAAUGAAUCAAUCCGCAUUUUGAAGCCCGGCGGCGUCCUCGGUUUCACCACGAUGCACAGAGAGCCUGGCUGGUUCCAUGAAGUGAGAGAAGCCUUCAAGUCAUUCCCGUUCGAGGCGCCCUUUGAGAUGCCGCUGCAGACUACAGCAUGGGGUCAGUGGUCGGAUGUGAACUGGAUUUACCGGACCCUUGUGGCCAAGGGCCUGCAGGAUGUCGAGGUGGACGUCUUCGCCUUUACGAGUCAAGUUGCCAGCGCCAAUUUCUUCAUGUCGGGCUUUGGCAUGGCGAUGGACUGGAUCCUGAACACGUGUUGGUCGGAGGAGUUGAGGAAAUCCCACCCGAAGGAGGAGGUGCGCGGGUUGGUCAAGGAGUUUCUGGAGAAGAAGUAUGGAGGUGAGGGAUGGAAGGUCAGUUGGGUUGUUGCUGUUGCCACUGGCCAAGUGCCGUCAGAUGGCUAGUGAUGAAGCUUGGAACUAAGACUUGCUGAAGUAUCCGUACGGAUGUACAGCUGCAAAAUCUUGCCUUUCGCACAACUGCAAUUGAUGACUUCAGC
Messenger RNA from Parathielavia appendiculata, 1195 nucleotides. RefSeq names its product S-adenosyl-L-methionine-dependent methyltransferase. Bases 195 to 1100 code for a protein of 301 amino acids. The record is from RefSeq and is a predicted model, not a curated record. Lineage: Eukaryota; Fungi; Ascomycota; Sordariomycetes; Sordariales; Chaetomiaceae. The transcript is spliced from 3 exons. Gene Ontology annotation, molecular function: methyltransferase activity.